UUCACCAUGGGAAGCCCCGGCUCCCUUCCUGGCCUCGCCCCUCGGCCCCGUCCUGGUCUCGCCUGCUGCUAUCUCCUCGCUCUCUUGGCUCUGGCCUCUGCCUGCUACAUCCAGAACUGCCCCAUCGGCGGGAAGCGCUCGGCUCUGGACAUGGACGUGCGCAAGUGCCUUCCCUGUGGUCCAGGAAGCAAAGGGCGCUGCUUCGGACCCAGCAUCUGCUGCGGGGAAGAGCUAGGCUGCUACGUGGGCACGGCCGAGAGCCUGAGGUGCCAGGAAGAGAGCUACCUGCCCUCCCCGUGCCAGUCUGGCCAGAAACCCUGCGGGACUGGAGGGCGCUGUGCUGCCAGCGGGAUCUGCUGCAGCAGCGGUGAGAGGCUGGGCACUCCUGGGUCCUGGGCACCUGUGUCAGAUACUACAGCCUCCAGUGUGUUGUGACGGCUUCCCUCCCCCAAAACCCCUUUCCUUUCCCCACUUCUUCCCUCUCCUGCUCUGACCUUUGGCAGCUUUCAUUUUCUCUCCAGGGUUAGGGGCUGGAGAAGGCAGAGUCUAAGACUGUUUCCACCUGACUGAAACACCUUCCCUUUCUCUUGUAGAUGGCUGUGCACUAGACCCUGUCUGUGACCAAGAACCCACAUUCUCCUAGACCUGGACAGACCCAUCCAGAUGGAGGAGCUCAUUUCCUAGCCCUUCCCCUUCAAUAAAGCUGAAUCUCUAUGACAUUGGUUGCCGUCCAUUUACUUUUUACAGUGGGCAUAGAUUAGCUGGCAAGGGAAAGACAGAUGAUGGCGUCCCAGACUUUGGGAGGUAGAAGGCUAUUCUAUGUGGUCUGUGUAUCAGGAAGAGCUUUAAAUUCCAAGGCAGGGAACCCCUGCUCUCACCCCACCAUUGCUUUCAAUAUGGUGGUGGUGGGGGAGGGAUGUGAAUAAAUACUUCCCUUUUCUAAGGCUGUUACCCACAUAUGGUAGUGGGGGAAGGGGCUCCCUGCUCAGAGACCACAGCCAAUCCUGAGGAAGUUCUGAAGUGUCUGCCCUCCCUUCAAACUCUCAAGGUUGCUGAGGUCACAGUAAAUCCUCACUAGAAGCAGGAGUUGCCCACAAUGCCAGGAUUUUCCAGCUCUAAUUUCACAAAGGUGCCCAUCGCUGUCCUGGCUACCGGAGGCUCCUGCUGAGUGACCAAUUAUGGGGUGGAGCAGAUAUUGGUAGAAUCAUGGGAUCCCUCCUCCUCUCGGUAGCAGCUGGGGAAGUGAUUCUCUGCUCCCACCGUCCACUCCUGCCACCCCCUCAUGGACACCUUCCCUGUCCCUAGUCUGAAUAGCCGACGACGUGGCAGAGUCAGAGGCAACAGACACUUUGUCAGUUGAGGAGCUAGGAGUCUGGCCAAUCUCCAGAGGACAAGGGCUGCCUGUGGGCACAGCCCAAGGACUUGGGGAAGGAAUGCUUGUUUGCCCACCUCUGCCAUUAAUUUGGCCAAGUCUCAUGCCCUUUUUGUACUAAAGUCUCCCUAUCUGUGUAGGGAAGGGGUUAGAUUUGAUGGUCUUUAGAUCAAUAAUUAAUCCUGGCACUGAAGACAGGGAUCUAUGCUAAGGAAA
Phascolarctos cinereus (koala) is the source of this 1588-nucleotide messenger RNA. The record is from RefSeq and is a predicted model, not a curated record. NCBI's taxonomy places the organism in Eukaryota, Metazoa, Chordata, Mammalia, Diprotodontia, Phascolarctidae.